AUGGGAGAUUGGGAUGAUGAAGAUGCAGAAGCCCCUGCUAUCGCUCCUAUAGCACCUAUCGCAAAACCUAGUCAAUGGGAAGGCGAGGAUGUGGAAGAUGAAGACGAAUCAUGGGACGACGAUGAAGAAGAAAAGCCAAAAUCCCCAUCUUCUACAACAACCUCUGCACCAGCACCUGCAAAAAAGAAGCAAACUCUAGCUCAAAAGAUUGCUGCUAGAAAGGAAGAAGAGGAUAAGAAGCGGCAGGCUGCUGCUGAUUCCGCCAAAAACACAGCAGAAAUACAAGACGACUAUGAAACACCAGAAGAGAAGAAGGCACGACAACAAAAGCAAAUUUUAGAUUCUGACUUGGAGAAUGCCAAAGAUUUGUUUGGUUCUACAAGCUCAGUGGUGGUGGAAGCUCCUCCAAGCAAACUAGAAACAAUGGAUCCGAAAAGCAAGGAGGAGUUUGAGGAGUACAGGACUGAGCUUACGAAGCUGAUAUCCAAGUUUGAGAAACGAGCACAAUACUCAUCAUUCGUCGAAUUCCUGGCUCGAGACUUGUGUGUAUCCAUGGACCCUACAGAAAUCAAGAGGAUAGCAACCACAUUAACGGCUCUAGCUUCUGAACGACAGAAAGCAAUGAAACCUGUCGCUCCUGGCAAGAAGAAGGCUGCUCCACGAUUGGCUGCCUCCAAAGCAUCGAGGAAUGAUGAUUUGGAUCUUACUGCUUAUGAUGAUAGUAAGGCUUGA
Messenger RNA from Synchytrium microbalum, 732 nucleotides. RefSeq lists its product as uncharacterized. The transcript has 5 exons. Gene Ontology annotation, molecular function: translation initiation factor activity. Bases 1 to 732 code for a protein of 243 amino acids. The record is from RefSeq and is a predicted model, not a curated record. Gene Ontology annotation, cellular component: eukaryotic translation initiation factor 3 complex; cytoplasm. NCBI's taxonomy places the organism in Eukaryota, Fungi, Chytridiomycota, Chytridiomycetes, Synchytriales, Synchytriaceae.